This is a messenger RNA of Cylicocyclus nassatus, 2174 nucleotides long. The record is from the annotation of a GenBank genome assembly. NCBI's taxonomy places the organism in Eukaryota, Metazoa, Nematoda, Chromadorea, Rhabditida, Strongylidae.
GCUUCUUCAGCAUGAGUGACUAAUCUAUCGAGCUUUCGCUUGCUGUUGGUGGAAUUGACACUGAAUUUUGGUUUCAGGCAUUUGAUAAUAUAGUCUGUUGGAUCUAUCUUUUACUCCGGCUUGCUAUGCAACCUGGAGAUGCCGUUGAGGAUUCCUCCGAUGGAGUCCUAAUGGCUGAUGAUUUCUCCCCAUCAGAGUAUAUACGAGAACGACUAAAAGGUGUACGAACCGGAGAUGAAACAAAUAAGCUGCAAAAGUUACGAACUGAAAUGAAUGCCAUAAACAAUGCUUCACAAGAAAUGCUCAAGCAGAAUGUGUUUCAAAAUUAUCAACAGUUUAUCGACGCAUCCAAGGAGAUCUCACAUCUUGAGCAGGAGAUCUACCAGCUGUCUUCUUUGUUGCUAGAUCAGAAACAGUUGAUUGAAAAUUUGAUGCAAAUGACUGGAGAUGACAAAUCGUCCGUACAGACUGCUUCAAGCCAUUCAGCAUCUGUUGCUUCCGUAACUCCUAUCCAGGUGCUCAUGCAAAAAAUGGAUGGCAUUGCUGUUAUUCUCAACAAUAUGCGAAGUACUGAUAAGGUACUGCUCUACGGCGAAAUGAUGUUUUUGGACCCAGAAACGAAAGAGGACAUACACCGUGCGAUGUUGGUGCUACUUUCUGAUAGGCUUGUGAUAGGAAAUAUCACUCCAUCUGGAAAAUAUAGCUUAGAUUCUUCAUUUUCGCUGAGCAAUCUGGCAGUAGUAAAUGUAAAGGAUCGUGAGAGUGGGCCUGCUGUUGCUGACCAACUGUUGAAGUUGUUAAUGUUUCCGGAACAGAGAUACUAUCGAUGUGAUAGCGCACGUGUGAAGAAAAUGUGGCUUGACGAAUUUGAAAGAGCUAAGCGAGAGCUAUUACAUGAGGGUAUCUUGGCGCGUCAAAACACUAUUCGCGGAAAGAGAAUGACCGUUCAGGAAAAGGCUCAAAAAACACCGCAAACUCCAGCAACUUCAAAAACAAUUCAGGAAAACGACGAAGGAGAAGUCAACCAAGAAGAAAUGGCGUGGUUGCAAGAACUACCCGCUGAACUGGACGACUGCAUUGCUCAUAGAGAUCUUGAUCAGGCUGUGGAGCUCAUCCAUGAAUGGAGGCAAUGUCCUACGAAAGAUUCUAAUAUUGACGCGCAACUGAAAAUCCGCGAAAACCAGAUAGUACAACUCUUAAGCGAUGAUGUGCGCCGACCUGGAGCUAUACAUGGAGGGCCACGUGCCAUGAAGAAGGCGCGAACAUUGCUCACCCAGUUGGGAAGAGGGACCUAUGCAAUGGAUCUGUAUCUGCGAAGAAGGAGUGCGCUCCAACGCGCUGCUGUCAAGGAUAUUGCAGUCUCCGAAGAACCACUGUCGUAUGUCCGGCAGUUAUGUACCUUGUUCUCGGGUGCAGUCACAGAUGUGGCCAGCGAAUUUCAUUCCCAGCCUCAGUAUUACUGCCAGGUGCUGCAAUGGUGUUCUGGUGAGCUCAGCAUGCUCUUAUCUCUUGUUCGUCGUCACGUUAUAGAGGUUGCUCCUGCAAUGACCGUGCUGGCGUUCACCUGGGGUAUUCUUAUGAAAACUAUGGAUGAGUUGACAGCAAUGGGAGUGCAGUUAACGUUUGAGGUUCAUCGUCUCCUUGCUCCUGCUUUGGAAGCUGCUAUCGAAACAAACUUCAGCAAUAUCAUGCAAGGCAUCAAAUUGCGCAUGACGGAAGAACGCUGGCGCCCUUACGUAUUAGAAUCGGAGUCGGCUUUGACAAGGCUAGUAGAAGAACUCUCAGAUGUUGGUCUCAACAUCGACUGGACAGUGGCCAGUGAUAGUCGCGCUGCUGUGCUACUGUCUCCACAUGCCAUACAUUUUGCCCGCGUCGCGCAUUCGCUUGCCAGGGACUUAGCGCCGCUUAGGAGAUCUCCGGCACGAGCAGAGUGCGAUCAAUGUACGUUCGAACUCUGGAACGAUUAUCUACGACAUUUAUCCUCCUCAAUCUGCGAUAGUACUGUUUACGCCUAUACAGCCACUUUUAUACUUACUCAGGUGCUCCCGCUUUGUGAAACAACUCUAUACUGGGAACGGUCAGGAGUCACGGUCGGCACAGGAUCCGCAUUCAGCAUUACAGCUCAGUACCUCGGCCCGAUUCUCGGCAAUGAGAACAACUUUAGACAUAUUUGA